Messenger RNA from Melopsittacus undulatus (budgerigar), 978 nucleotides. RefSeq names its product olfactory receptor 1052-like. The record is from RefSeq and is a predicted model, not a curated record. Gene Ontology annotation, molecular function: odorant binding; G protein-coupled receptor activity; olfactory receptor activity. NCBI's taxonomy places the organism in Eukaryota, Metazoa, Chordata, Aves, Psittaciformes, Psittaculidae. The transcript has 2 exons. Gene Ontology annotation, biological process: sensory perception of smell; G protein-coupled receptor signaling pathway. Gene Ontology annotation, cellular component: membrane. The coding region runs from base 1 to 978 and encodes 325 amino acids.
AUGGUAUUUUUAAGGAGCCUUGGAGAAGAAGAGAGGAGAAUGGCAGAGCAGAAUCACAGCUCAGCAGCAGAGUUCAUCCUCAAGGGUCUCAGUGACCAAGCGGAGAUGAAGGCAGCCCUUUUUGUGUUGUUGCUGCUCAUCUACACCAUCACCCUUGUGGGCAACGCAGGGAUAAUUGUAGCCAUCCAAGGUCACCCACAGCUCCACACAUCCAUGUACUUCUUCCUGGGCAGCCUCUCCGUUAUUGACAUCUGCUUCUCCUCUGUGGUAGCCCCCAGGACUUUGGUGAACUUCCUAUUGGAGAAGAAGACCAUUUCCUUUGCUGGCUGCAUGGGUCAAGCUUUCUUCUACAUCGUGUUUGUGACAACUGAGUGUUUCCUGCUGGCUGUCAUGGCCUAUGACCGGUACGUGGCCAUCUGCAACCCCCUGCUCUACUCCUCUGUCAUGACUCGGAGGUUAUGUGUGGGGCUGGUGGUAGGGUGCUACAUUGGGGGUGUCCUGAACUCCAUCAUCCAGAUGACCUUCAUCAUCAGGCUGCCCUUCUGCAGCUCCAAUGUCAUCAACCACUUCUUCUGUGAUGUUCCUCCUCUCCUGGCUCUGUCCUGUGCCAGCACAUACAUCAAUGAGAUGAUCCUCUUCUCCUUGGCUGGUGUCAUUGAGCUCAGCACCAUCUCUGCCAUUCUGGUCUCCUACAUCUUCAUCUUCUUUGCCAUCCUGAGGAUCCGUUCUGCUGAAGGCAGGCAAAAAGCUUUCUCCACCUGCAUGUCCCACCUGAUUGUGGUCACCAUGUUGUAUGGAACAACCAUCUUCAUGUAUUUACGCCCUAGCUCUAGUUACUCCCUCAACACUGACAAAGUGGUCUCUGUCUUCUAUACGGUGGUGAUCCCCAUGCUCAACCCCCUCGUCUACAGCUUGAGGAACAAAGAGAUGAAGGAUGCUCUGAGGAGAACAGCAGAAAGAAUCAAAGUCAGGCUUUGA